Messenger RNA from Panicum virgatum (switchgrass), 693 nucleotides. RefSeq lists its product as uncharacterized. The coding region runs from base 1 to 693 and encodes 230 amino acids. Gene Ontology annotation, cellular component: plasma membrane. The transcript has a single exon. Lineage: Eukaryota; Viridiplantae; Streptophyta; Magnoliopsida; Poales; Poaceae. The record is from RefSeq and is a predicted model, not a curated record.
AUGGACAGAGAGGCGGGAGGCCACCACCAGGGUGCUCCCGGCGAGCUGGAGGCGGCCCACGAGCACGGGCACAGGAAGCAGCGGCAAGUGCCCCGGAUCCGGGAGCGGCAGCGGCGCAAGAGCUCCGGCCUGGUGUGGGCGAUGGUGAUCCUGUGCACGCUGCUGGCCAUCGGCGUCAUCGUGGCCGGCGCCACCGUGUUCGCCGUGUACCUGCUGUACAAGCCCAAGAUGCCGUACCUGCUGGUCUCGGACGCGCGGCUAGAGCGCCUCGAGUACGGGCAGUCGGGCACCAUCCUGGACCUGCAGCUGGCGCUCACCAUCCAGGCCGAGAACACCAACUCCAAGACGGACGCCACCUUCUCCGGGGUCAGCCUCGCCGUCGGCUUCCACGGCGCCGACGUCGCCCUGCUGCGGGCGGGGACCUUCUCCGUGGCGCGCCGCAGCUCCGUGCCGCUGCGGUACCAGGUGGUGUCGGCGGGGCGGCAGCUCAGCCCCGACGGGAUGCAGUACAUGGAUGGCGCGCUCCGGGCCGGCGUCGUGCCGCUCGACCUCUUCGGCAAGGCGCGCACCACCUGGAAGGUGGGCAUCUUCGCCUCGCUCCAGUUCUGGACGCGCAUCUCCUGCCGCUUCCUCUUCAACUACCCCGGCAACGGCACCGCCAUGCCCAUCGACUGCCGCUCCAAGUCGCCGUAG